AUGAUUUCCAACAGAAAAGAGCUGCUGAGUGAAAUAGAAAACCAAUUAUUACAAUUAAGUAACAAACAAGAAUCCCCACAUAUAGAUCAUAAUGAUGUAGUUGCCAUUUUAGUAGAUACAUAUAAGAAGAAAGCAAAACUAGAUAAAAAAUAUCUGCCACUAAACAAUCUAAUACAGACUACAUUUAUGUCAUUAUUAUAUAAUAAUAUAGACAGAAAGGCCCAAAAUACUACUAGUAAAACCAGAAUAAGCGAAAUUACUAAUAUACUCUGUAACACAGAACAAAUCAUAACUUCUCUUAUGGAGAUGUCUGAGGAAAUAAAGAACAAAGAGCAAAGAACGGCAUAUUAUAAUAUGAUGAACACUACACAUCUGUUUAUGAUGAAAUAUCCUGUAGUUAGCUGUAGUGUGAAAGAGACUAUAAAAGAAAUAAUAAGUGGCUUUUGUGGUGGGUACUCAAAAAAUGAGAAUAUUAAAGAAGAUGAAGCAAUACUGGAUCUUUUAGAGUUAAAUGAAUCUAAAGGUUAUUCCAGGCUACAGAGAGUAUUAGAAAUAGUAACAACAUUUGAAAGUAUGCAAAUAAGAGAAAAUAAGAAUGAUAGAAUGGAAUCAUUUGGCAAACAAAUUAAGUUAACAAAGGACGAUUUCUAUUCAUUCCAUUUAUUUUUAGCAAUUACUCCUAAUAGUAGUAAAAUACUGAAAAAACUAAUAGAAAGCUUUAAAUUCAUUAAAACAUCCAAUGAUUUAAGAAAAAGCGAACAUAAGUACAUAUAUGACACCUUGUUCUUUUUCCUGGUAAACCAACAGUUCCAACCAGUGGAUGUUGAUAAUUGCAGAAAUCUAUUUAAAGCUAGUAUAGAAGUAUUAGAGGCACUGUCUGGUGAUGUAUACGCCAACUUUUCUGAAAGUGAGAUGGAGAGCCUACUUAAAGAACAUAACAUCACACCCUCUACGUUCAAGUUGAAUAUAAUUAGAAGAUUUGGGCAGAGCAUUAAAAACCAGCUGGAUGCUAUUUUUAGUAGGCCAAUUGGAAUUAAAAGAGAGGUAUUUUUAGAUCGAAAAAAAGAAUGGGCAUUCUACACAGAUGAAGCGGUGCAUACAAACUAUAAUAUGAAAAUACCUGAGGCAACCCUAAUCAAUACUAUAGCAACAUUGGAUGGUUUAGAUGGGAGUCUGAUGCCGAUAAGAAGUAGUGAGGUAGAUGCCAAAAAAAAUAUAUGGAGGAAGAGGGCCAUUAUAAUCGCAUUAAUUCUACUAAUAGUUGCUGCUGUUCUGUAUUCAAUAUAUUCUAGAAGAGCAAUAAUGCAUAAGAAAGUGGCUAAAAGAUGGUGGUAAAGCCAUAUACACGAAUUGAAAUAGAAAAAGAGAGCAUUGCCAUGCAAAUUUAAGCUAUUUUAAACAAUUCACUAGAAGAUUGGCGUGUGAUAAAAUUUAAGAGGACUCAGGGGUUUUAGAAGAUUAAAUAAGAGCACAAAAUAAUUUCAAUGGGAUAAUUAACACAUAAAAAUACAUAGAAAUA
Nematocida parisii ERTm1 is the source of this 1519-nucleotide messenger RNA. RefSeq lists its product as uncharacterized. The record is from RefSeq and is a predicted model, not a curated record. The coding region runs from base 1 to 1335 and encodes 444 amino acids. NCBI's taxonomy places the organism in Eukaryota, Fungi, Microsporidia. The transcript has a single exon.